ACAACCCGCCCACUCUCCCCGUCCGCUGCGGUCCUAUCUCCUUCUGCAGCCCGGGGUUGAGCGGGGCUUCGCCUGGCCUCUACCUCUCCCGGAGGCUGCCGACUCCCGCCGGCCGUCAUGGCGGAGUUGGGCCUAAAUGAGCACCAUCAAAAUGAAGUUGUGAAUUACAUGCGUUUUGCUCGGUCAAGAAGAGGCUUGAGACUCAAAACCGUAGAUUCCUGCUUCCAGGACCUCAAGGAGAGCAGGCUGGUGGAGGAGACCUUCACUGCGGACGAGGUCUCGGAGGUGCUGCGCGGGCUGCGGGCCGUGGUGCACAGCGAGGUGGAGUCCGAGCUCAUCGACACGGCGCACACCAACGUGCUGCUCCUGCGGCAGCUUUUCGCGCAAGCGGAGAAGUGGUACCUCAAGCUGCAGACAGACAUCUCGGAACUUGAAAACAGAGAAUUAUUAGAACAAGUUGCAGAAUUUGAAAAAGCAGAAUUUACAUCUUCCAACAAAAAGCCCGCCAUCGAUGUCGUAAAGCCAAAACUCGCCCCACUGAACGAGGGUGGAACGGCGGAGCUCCUGAAUAAGGAAAUUUUAAGACUUCAAGAAGAAAAUGAGAAACUGAAGUCAAGGCUGAAGACCCUUGAGAUACAGGCCACGGCUGCGCUGGAGGAGAAGGCGAAGCUGGAAAGCGCACUGCACGGCUUGCAGCUGGAGCAGGGAAACCAGCAGGAUUUUAUAAAGGCCCAGGACUUGAGUGACUUGGAAAGCACGGUUGCCGCUUUGAAGACUGAGUUUCAGAAGACACUGAGUGACAAGACGGAAAACCAGAAGUCCCUGGAGGAGAGUCUGGCGACAGCCAAGCACGACCUGCUCAGAGUUCAGGAGCAGCUGAGCAUGGCCGAAAAGGAAUUAGAGAAGAAAUUCCAACAAACGGCAGCUUACCGAAACAUGAAGGAGAUCCUGACCAAGAAGAACGACCAGAUCAAAGACCUGCGGAAAAGACUGGCGAAAUACGAACCCGAAGACUAAAAAUGGAAGAAGAUUUCCUCUGAAGCUGCCACACGAAACAUGAGCGUACCUGCUGUUCCGCACCUUGGGCGUGUAUUCUGAAGCGGUUGAUUAUAUCCCCCCUCUCUGUUUUUCCCAUGUUCAGGCUUGGCUCCUACCACGUAAAACUGGCGUGCCUGCCUGUCUUCAGGUGUCUGCCCGAGGAGCGCGAGCCUGGCUCGGGCAGGCCGCCCCAAACUCCCCUCCGCCGCGUGUCGCAGUGAGUCUUAGUUCAGACGCACUGAGGGUCCUUCACAGCAGGGAAGAGGUUUCCAGCGCGGGAAGGGGAGUGCUGUCCCUUUGCAUUCGUGUGAAGAGUGCACCUCUUCAGUAAACAUUAAAGCCAGCGGUCUCUGCACGCGUGCAUCCCCCAGGGUAGAUACAGGCAUAGUGCUAUGAACCAUAGUUAUUACAAAUAAACCUUAUUUU
Molecule: messenger RNA, 1464 nt
Organism: Phyllostomus hastatus (greater spear-nosed bat)
Lineage: Eukaryota; Metazoa; Chordata; Mammalia; Chiroptera; Phyllostomidae
Gene: LZTFL1
Product: leucine zipper transcription factor like 1
Exons: 10
Coding region: 118-1017 (299 amino acids)
Biological process (GO): negative regulation of protein localization to cilium
Cellular component (GO): cytoplasm
Source: RefSeq, a predicted model, not a curated record